AAUAACAGUCUGUAUCUUCUCUCUUGUCUCUCUCGUCUCUUCUGGGACAUUCAGGAUGCUGCAGGCAAGGUUUUGGACCGCUGGACCAUCAUGUCCCGUGAAGAAGAGAUCAUCACCCUGCAGCAGUUUCUGCGCUUUGGUGAAACCAAGUCCAUCGUGGAGCUGAUGGCUAUUCAGGAGAAAGAAGGUCAGGCGGUCACAGUUCCCUCGUCAAAGACAGACUCUGGGAUUAGGACGUUCAUCGAAAGUAAUAACAGAACCCGCAGCCCGGGGCUCUUGACACAUCUGGAGAACAGUAGCCCCUCCAGCAUUCAUCACUUUGAGAAUAUCCCCAACAGCUUAGCCUUCCUCUUACCGUUCCAGUAUAUCAACCCGGUCUCUGCCCCCAUGCUCGGCUUGCCCCCUAAUGGCCUCCCAAUGGAGCAGUCUGCCCUUCGGCUUCGGGAGCCCAGCCUCCCAAACCAAGGAGAGCAGGUGGAGACCAGCGAGUCAGAGGUGUCCCUAUCGCCCUUCCGCACAGGUCAGAGCCCAAGUCGCGGAGUACUGGGACCCAUCAACAGCACUGAACCCAAGACAGAACCCAACAACUGUGCAUCGCCCAUCUCCCCGACCCCGUCCACCCAGCAAGCUCAGCAGCAGUCGUCCCUUCAGCAGCAGCAGCAGCAACCGCAGCAGGGCCAACAGCAGACCCAAAGCCAGUCUCAGCAACACAACAGUCUGGGCGACCAUCAGGUGCAUCACCACUUCAUCAAGGAUGAGCCUUCGAAGUCCAUCAGCCAUCCUUCGUUCUCCUCCAAGAUGCAUCGCAUACGCCGCAUGGGAGCCACCUCACGCAAGGGCCGUGUGUGCUGCAAUGCAUGUGGAAAGACCUUUUAUGACAAAGGCACACUUAAGAUACACUAUAAUGCCGUACACUUGAAGAUUAAACACCGUUGCACCAUCGAGGGAUGCAACAUGGUCUUCAGCUCCCUGCGCAGCCGCAACCGCCACAGUGCCAAUCCCAACCCACGGUUGCACAUGCCCAUGCUGCGCAACAACCGCGACAAGGACCUUAUCCGUGCCAAUUCCACCACAGGUACACCUGUCAUCUCGAGCAGCAAGAACGGCGGCUUCACGCUCACCAGCCCUGGAAGGCCACCACUGGGUUUUACGACUCCCCCAGUAGACCCGAUGCUUCAGUCCCCGCUGCAGAGUCCCCUGGUGUUCCCUUCACUGAAAUCAGUGCAGCCAGUCCAACCAGUGCCCCCAUUCUACCGAACACUCGUGUCUCCAGCAGACCUCGUCAGCCCUCCAGUGUCACUGCCAACCAGCCCCAUUAUCCCGACCACUACCAACAGCACCACCCUGAUGGACCAGCAGCAGCAGAUCCUGGCUGCUGUUGUCUCGCACAACAAUGUUCACGUGUCAGAGGCAAGUCCAAUGUCCCACCGGCUGUCCACUGGUGGCAGUCAGGACCUCACCACAAGCAGUGACCCCACACCCAAAAAGAAACCUCGUAAAUCGAGCAUGCCAGUUAAGAUUGAGAAGGAAGUGAUUGAUGUGGCAGACGACUUUGAGGACAAAGAUGAGGACGACGACGACACAAUCCAACAUAAUCACCAGGCAAGUCUUCUUCACAACAAUAUUAAAAUCAACGGCAACUGCAACAACAAUGGUGCAAGUGGCACUGGCCACCACAGCGGCGGCAGUGGCCAGCAGUCGCCCUCCCAGGACGAGAUGAGUCCUGGCCUGGCCCUGAGGGGGAUGAUGAGGCAAAGUGAGGACGAAUGUAGGGAAGGGACUGGCAGCGACAGCAGAGGCGGCGCUUCAGAGCUGCGCUGUAUGGACAGCUUUACCUCAGAAGAUCAGGACCACGAGAGAGACUUUGAAAACGAGUCUGAAACCUCAGACUCCAAGAUGUUCUACCGCGAUGACCUGAUGGACGGAGAGGAACAUCAAAAGCACGGCAGGGGAGGAAGAGGGCUGGACAAGGAGCACGAAAACGAGGCCCACGAGGACGAACACUUGAGAAAAGACAUCGAGGGUAACGGUCAUUCCUCACCGUCUCCUCAUGGGCCUCCGAUCAAGAUCAAAGAAGAGCUCAACGAUCCGACUUAUGACAUGUUUUGCAUGAGUCAGUAUGGCCUCUACAACGGGGGAAUGGCGGCAGCAGCGGCCGCCGCCGCUAGCAUGGCCGCUCUGCACGAGAGCUUCAUUUCCUCCAUGGGGUACGGCGCGAGUCCACCCAAAUUCCCCACAUCUCAGUCCCCCGAAGGAGACCCAUGCUCCAGCCCUGACCCCAAGAUCUGCUACGUCUGUAAGAAGAGCUUCAAGAGCUCCUAUAGCAUGAAACUGCACUACAAGAAUGUGCACCUGAAAGAGAUGCAUGUGUGCACAGUGGCUGGCUGCAACGCUGCUUUCCCCUCCCGACGGAGCAGAGACAGGCACAGCUCGAACAUCAACCUGCACCGCAAACUGCUGACCAAAGAGCUGGACGACAUUGUCCUCGACCCUCAACUCACGCCACUGCCCAAGGACCUGCGAGCCGAGUUUCUGGCCAAGCUCUACGCCGGGCACCACAUGGGUUUGGACCCGAUGGCCAGGAUGGGCUUCCGGGGCGCCGCCCUCGGCCUCCCUGGCCUGACCCAUAACCCCCUCUCCCACAUGAGCAACGAAUACCCCCGUCAUCCCUUCAACCACGACCUUAGAAACCACCACACCAACGGCCUGUUCCGGGGCCAGCCGGACGACUACAUGGUGCUGGACCUGAGCACCACCUCCAGUGUUCAGUCCAGCAGCAGCAUCCACUCCUCACACGAGUCCGAAGACGGCAGCGACGAAGGCAUCCUCCUGGAUGACCUGGAAGAGGAUGAGGAGGAGGGCAACAGCGAGGGAGAGGACCUCUCCCGGCGGGCGGAAGGCGGACAUCAGGAUGAGACCGGAGAACUCAAAGGAGGACAAGAUGAGGUGCUGGACUCUUCCUCGUCGCCAUUCCUUCUUUCGUCCACAGGGGGCAGUAAUGGCAGCAGCGGUGGGAUCCUCUGUAACAUCUGCCACAAGGUAUACAGCAACAAAGGGACCCUGCGCGUGCACUACAAGACUGUGCACCUGCGCGAGAUGCACAAGUGCAAAAUCCCCGGCUGCAACAUGGUGUUCAGCUCCGUACGCAGCCGCAACCGACACUCUCAGAACCCGAACCUCCAUAAAAACAUGCCCUUCUCUACGAUUCUAGACUAAACAACGACUCUGUCUCCUUCAUUCCUCCUCCAUCAAGUACAAGCUGUAAGCCCCGUCCUUUGUAAGUCACUGCAAGACAUUACUCUCUCCAUGUAUAAAAUGAUUGACUCUAGAUGAAGUUUAUCAUUGUGUCCUUUGACUUUUCCUUCUUUGGAAGAACAGGAUGACGCCAAUCGGCACGGAGUUUACUUUAUAGCAAAGCUCCAGGUGAUUUUACUCGUCAGCCCCUCCAUCGUUUUUUGUUUCGAUCUUCUACUCUUUGUGUUUACGUCCACGUCCAAAGAAUCUGUUCAAACUCUUUAUUUGUGACUUUGCCUGCGGAAACAAUAGUACUGAGAAAAAAAGAGAAAAACUUCUUGUUGUAUUUGUGUAUCGAUAACUUUUAAAUGGACCCCUUACAAAAGCAUGACAGCUCCAUUUGUAAAUAACGUCCCAAGAGGCUUUUUUGGUGUAAGAGUUGUGUUGAUGGUUGUUUGCUUCCUUUUCCUCUCUUUUAUUGGAUUUAUGUUACAGUACAGUACGAUACUUCCACCUAUAGGCAAGAAAGAGGUAGCAUCCUUAAAGUUCGACUCAUUUACGUUGGUUUGAAUCUGAUUCAUGGGGGAAAAAGCCAAAAUCAUGUGAAUUGUUUUAACUGCUUGUUAGAUAUUCAGAGGUUGCGGCAUGCUUCUUUUAGGCUCUUACACUGAUAUCAUUCUCUGUAUUUUCUGUUUUUUAAUUUCUUUUCUGUUUUUGCACUUUGUAUCUAUAAAGGGGGAAUGUGUAAUAAUUAAUGAGGAUUUCUGCAAUGGUGAAUUAAAGUGGGGGUCCACGGUGGCUUUGUUGCUGAUCGAAGCAAUAGUACCUUCAAACGCUUUCUUUCUGCAUGCGCUCAGUUUCAAAGCCUCUGAAAAAAACCUGAAAUGUUUCCCAACUCCUUUUUGACCUAGUCGAAGUAAACCCAGAUUAAGGCCUAGUCCACACGUACUUCAGGGAAAACAAAUUACCUUUCAUCCACACAAAAACUCUGUUCUAUCAUCACUAAAAAUUAUUUAUGUAAACUCCAACCAAACUGGAGCUUUGAGAAAACUCUGUAUUUAUGUUUGCAUGUUUUUGUUUACUGAAGCGAAUCACCGAAUUCUGCAGCACAUCUAACUGUUAAGGUUGUCAAAGUCAAGCUAGCAUAGCUGACCUCUCUAACCUUUGCUAACCUGUGAAAUGUGAUACACCUGGACCUUGUCUAGUUGUCUUAGUGUUGGCAAUUAGUAGAAAAAACUGCGUCCCUUUUUCUCUUCUAUAUCAGUUGUAUGUUUAAGGUUUAGCGCGUUGUUUUGACAACUUGACAGCUAAAUCCAAUGACAGUCAUAUGGCUGCAUGUAUCGUCCACCAAACAAACCUCCAGGCGCCAUGUUUGACUCCUAACAGGAAGUCAUAGUUGUUUUGCAGCGAUCUGAAUGGCUGAUGUAGUUUGAGCUUGGUGCUGCACUGCCCCCUAUGGGCCUGGCGUGUUUAAAUCAACAACCAGGGACGGAUUUGUUUGGGUUCAUGUGGAUGAAAACUUUUCUGAAAACGAUCCCAUGUGUACAAUAUUUGUUUUUAUAUAUACCCAGCUACGUGUAUACAAGGCCUAAAUCUAUAUUAUAAACAAAAAAAGGUUAAUAGGAUAAGUUUGUAUUUUAAGAAAUAAUUGGUGUUUUUACAAACAUCCGCAGAUUUGAAUGAAAGAGAAAUCUUCCAAUGUGACCAAAAUGCAUGAGUUUGCUUAAGAAAAAGCUCUUUCAGCAAGACAUUGUCUUUAAAAUCACGCAGCAUUUAACCAAUAUGAUGCACUUGAGUCUUAAAACGUUAACUGUGAUUUUCUUUGUUUUGUUUGUUCCACCGCUGAGCCCCACCUUCACAUAUAUUCUGCAAAUGUUGUUUUCCUUCCUUUGGUUGCAAAGAGUCCCUCACGGUACACACAUUUUAAUUAAUUGGAAAAAGCAGCCAAAGGAAAGGUGUUUAUUGGUGGGUGAUGUAUGUUGUCCAGUGAAAGGUUUCGGGUUUUUUUGUAAAAAAAUCACAUCUGUUACUCUGUAAGGAGAUCUUCUCUUACUCGACUGGUGCUAACACAGCGGUGGGAAACGAGCGUUGUGCUGUACAGUUUUAACACCGCCUUACAUCCACGGCAGUGUUGACUUCCACUUCUUUCAGUCAUCCUGCUGCGGACGUCGUGACCCGCUCGGCUGAAACCUCUCAUGCGUUUUUUAAGACUCCACCUACUGGAGGCACCCGGUCCUCCUGCGCCUCCUGUCUCCGAGAUAAAGAGGAGCUGAGGUUGAUGGAAAGGUUGCGGAGGUGGAAGGCUGACUAGGGAGGAAAGGAUGACAGCAGCGAUCAUUAAAAAUGUGCUGCUUCCCUGUUACCUGGAGGCAUCCCGCCAUUCCAGCUUCUUCUGUCUAAUAACUCACUUGUCACUUUGUUACACUGCCAGACGUCAAGGUUGCUGACAAGACUGUGACACUGACAGAGGGAGAAAAGCCAGGGAUGAGAGUGCGCUCCAAACAAUUUAAUUUGACUCACUCAAUUAAGCUGAAUUCACUUCAUCUCUUCAUUUUCUGUGCUUAUUCUCCUUCAGGGUUGGUAGUAAUUUAUUUCAGUACUUUUUCUCUUUUUUCAUCCUUCCUCUUUGUCUGUCAGAGCAGUCAUUUACCCAUUCCUUCAUCCUGCUGCUCACUUACCACCUCCACACGCCGCAACGUAGAUCCUACAGGGACAUGCGCUAAUAGUGUAUGCUUAAGUUCACCGGACGGCCAUGGCAUAGCAAAAAGGGAUGGGUAAUUGCCUGUUUAUCCCAAGUGAAGGGAAAAUUGAGUACAGGAACCCCUGCCUUCUCCCUGGAGUGAGCUUCAGCGAGGCGCUCGCUGCCUCUUCGCUCAUCGAAUCGCUCCAGCAGAAAUAAAAAAAGUGCUUCAGCAGGAACCCCGCUGAAGGCUGUCUCUCCAGCACAGAAACAUCCAAAGUGGCACAGAUGCUGGAGAGCGGCCGUCCCAAGAUGAUACGCUAACCUGUAGUUAGAGGAAAGACAAAUGUUCUGUUCGUUUCUUUUAGUAGCAACGUCAGAAACCAGAAAGGAAUCAUACAUCUUACUUUAAUACUAGAUACUUGUAAUAAAUUGUAACAUCUGAAUGCAUUUUUCCUAAGGAGAAGAAUCCAUUUUGAAAAGCAAAAUAACUUUAAAAGUCAGGUUGUAUUUCAAAGAAAAAGAGUAAAAAUAUGUCUUGAAGAAGAUAAUAUCUGUGUAGAGUUUUCCACUUCAGGUCUAACUAAUUAUUUUACAUUUUCAUCUAGCGAGGAUCAAAUGUGUACUCCUAGCUUCUUUGGAAAUCCCCUCUGGCUAAUUGUUAGCAGCUAACCGUUAGCCACCGUUAGCAGCUGGCAGUGGCUAACGGUUAGCUGCUAACACCUGCUAACAUUUACCUUGACUCAGUAUUCUGAUAGUGCUUCCAAAUCGUUCCAACUCCUGUCCCUCAUAUCUUCUUCUGUUUCCUAAAACUCAAAAUCCCGCCUCACAAACUGUUUAAAAGUAAUAAUUUACAGAUUUAUAAGACAACAUUUUGUCAGAUGAAAAAGAGUUGAGUUAAGGUUUAAGGUGCUUUAACCUUUUGGUAGAACCAUGACUAAACAAAUCCUCAACAUUCAGCUGAUUUAAUAGUUUCCUUUUGUCACUAUGAUUUUCUGUUAGAAUGACACUUAUGAGUCUAAAGCAGAAAACAAGACGUCACAGGGAUGAGAUGGUGCAGCUUAAAGCUACAAGCAGCCAGAAACAUCUGGGAAAACGUGACUGGAGACAUUUUGAGAGAAAACAGUAUAGAUGGUGUUUUAGAGAUGUCAUCGGCCACAGGAGACGGAGCGCUACCAGGUGGAGGUAGGAGCACCUCCACCUGUUUCUUCUUCAUGCUGCCAGAUUCCCUUUCCUUUGAGGUUUUUGUUUGCUAACUUGACACGUUCUGCUAGCCGGUGACCGUCCGUUUCACUGAGCGCGCUUUGUCGGCCCAAACCGCCGGAGAGAACCUUAAAUAUGUGAUCAGCCAUUAUGCCACAGUUCCUCACGGCACACGCAGAGAGCUGGGGACAAAAUGGCCGACCUGUCCAUUUUCUUCAUGUCGCGGAUUGAGUGAGAACAAUAACAGAGGAGAGGAUGAUGGGUGCAGCCAAUGUAGCUCAAGGUGAAAUGUUUGGGACGUCAUUAUGCAGAUAAAAGAAGAAACACAUGUUGGUUUGUACAGAUCAGAAUCCCCUCAUCAACUCCAACUGGAACCUGUGAGAAUAAAAUACUGUAAAUUAAUAAAAUGUUUUGCAUUCGAUUUUCACUUUUUUUUUGCAGUCUUAAAGUAGAAAUAGUUCAAAGAGCUGGUGAAAUUAGAUUUUUUUAUGUUCGUUCACUCGUGUUUCUGAGUAUCCGAUGCAUUAGUGUCUGUGUUUAAAAAAAGGCCUGUGUUACAGCACUCGACAGCGUUGCAUGGCUUCAUAGUCGCACUGCAAAAAACUAACAGAAAAAGAAAAAAAAGAGAGCAAAGGAUCUCGCAUCACUUUGCUGUUAAAAAGGUGACUUUGGAAGCUUCAUUGAUACUGUAUGUUACCUGCAGAGGUGUUCCCAUGUGCAGACAGAAGGACAAAAAUGAUCCUUUUUAAGAGACUUUUUCUUUCUUUAUUUUUAGCCUUUCUUGUAUUUGUUUCUGUAUCAUAACUGUCUGUUUUUUGCAUAAAAUGCAUAAGGGUUUUGGGAUGUAAAUGGAAUUUUAUUCAUAUUUUGUCCAAAUACCUCUUGUAAUUUGUAUCAGAAUUCUUGUACAAUUUUUAUAUUAAAGAUUUAUCAGUCA
Molecule: messenger RNA, 8054 nt
Organism: Poecilia latipinna (sailfin molly)
Lineage: Eukaryota; Metazoa; Chordata; Actinopteri; Cyprinodontiformes; Poeciliidae
Gene: bnc2
Product: basonuclin zinc finger protein 2
Exons: 2
Biological process (GO): regulation of DNA-templated transcription
Cellular component (GO): nucleus
Source: RefSeq, a predicted model, not a curated record